This is a messenger RNA of Pararge aegeria (speckled wood butterfly), 874 nucleotides long. RefSeq lists its product as uncharacterized. The transcript has 5 exons. The coding region runs from base 84 to 830 and encodes 248 amino acids. The record is from RefSeq and is a predicted model, not a curated record. NCBI's taxonomy places the organism in Eukaryota, Metazoa, Arthropoda, Insecta, Lepidoptera, Nymphalidae.
GCGCCGCGAGACACCCGCGCGUCCGCGCCCAUGUUGUGCAGUGCGAGUGCGCGCCAGCCCCGGUGACAGCACCGCCCGGCGCCAUGGCCUGCGCCCGAGGACUCUGCACCGCCGACAAAGUAUUCGUCUUCAUCAACAUCGCCUUCGCGAUGUACAGCGGCGCGCUGCUGGCCACGGCGGCGCGGCUGGCGUGGGACCCCAGCACGUACGCGUGGUUCCGCUUCCUGUGCGCGGCGCAGUACCGCGUGUCGGCGGCCUACGUGCUGGGCGCCGGCGUGUGGCUGGCGGCGCUGGUGGCGCUGGCAGCGGCGGCCCGCGGCGCGGCGCUGCGCGCGUAUGCGGCGGGCGUGGCGUGCCUGGCGGCCAGCGAGCUGGCGUACGGCGCGUGGAUGGCGGCGUCGCUGGCGGCGUGGUGGCGCAGCGCGCCGCAGGCCGAGCUGGCGCGGCGCGGCAUGGACCUGCUGCACGACCUCAAGCCCGCGCUGCUGGCCGUGGACAAGUACCGCGACGUGGCGCGUCCCAUCCUGGACAUGAUCGAGGAGGUGGAGCGCGAGGCGCCCAACAACGCGGUGCUGGUGCUGGUGCUGGGCGCGCUGGCCAUGCUGCUGCAGGUGGCGGCGUUCGUGAUGGCGCGGCGCCUGGCGCGGCGGCCGGCGGCGGGGCGCGCGGGCGCGGAGGCGGGCGCGUGCGCGUGCGGCGCGCCGCCCCUCGCCGCGUCCGACGACGACAGCGACGCCGACGCGCCCGCCAAGCCCGCCGCCAAGCCGCCCGCCGGCUGGCGCAAGAACGCCAACCUGCGCAUGUACACCAUCCUCGACAAGAUUUUCUAGCAGGAGGAUCCGGCGGACGGGCCGCCGGGCGCGCCGGCGCGCGG